AUGGGUUUAAUUCUCAGUAUUUUGGCGGAAAGCAAGACGCAUUAUGAAAAGGAUACGCACGAAGUUGUAAUUGAGAUGAAUGAUCUUUUGAAAAAGAAUUUGGCCGAGUUAUUCGUCAAAACUGCACGAGGAGAGUUCGUUCAUCCGGCUUACGGAAAGAAAAUCGAGUACACUGGAACCGUUUUGCAUCACAUUUCAUCAUCGAAGAACAUGAUAAUGGGUGGGGAUGUGUUGUUUGGAAACGGAUGUGGUGGAUGUGCUCCUGUCUGUCGAAAGGUUUACCAAGAGAACAAUUUCUCAUCGACUGUCCAAAAUACACGUGGAAAAUUGAUUCUCCUCCCAUCUGAUACCAAUCCAACUGUCUUUUCUUCAAUUUUCUACAUCCUUCUCGAUAAAUCGUCACCCUCGGUUGUUGAUGGAUGUGCGAUUGGUGAAGUGAUUGAAGGAAUCGAUAUACUGGAUAAAAUAGUGAGAGAUUAUGGAACAGAGAAUGGAAGACCAGAGAAGAAGUUGAUUAUUCACAAGUGUGGACAUCUGUGA
Caenorhabditis remanei is the source of this 540-nucleotide messenger RNA. RefSeq lists its product as uncharacterized. The record is from RefSeq and is a predicted model, not a curated record. Bases 1 to 540 code for a protein of 179 amino acids. NCBI's taxonomy places the organism in Eukaryota, Metazoa, Nematoda, Chromadorea, Rhabditida, Rhabditidae. Gene Ontology annotation, biological process: protein peptidyl-prolyl isomerization. The transcript is spliced from 4 exons. Gene Ontology annotation, molecular function: peptidyl-prolyl cis-trans isomerase activity.